AUGGCAGCUACGAGCAGCUCUGUCGCAGGGGGCCCCCCCUUCUCGCUGGCGGGAUGGGGGGCCACCUUAGUGCCCUACAAGGGCCCCCGUUAUCUAACAGGGAGGCCCGCCAUUUCUUCCUCAAGCGCACAGGGUCCUGACAGCCCCGUGUGCUUCUUAAGACGGAAGACUAUACGCAGCAGCAGCAACAGCAGCAGCAACAGCAGCAGCAGCAGCAGCAGCAUUGCCACCCUCAUUGAUGAACUCGUUGAAUCUCGAGCUGCUGCUCUAGGGGCCCCCAAAUCAGCUAGACAGAGGGCCCGCAGCGCUGCUUGGGGGGCCCUCCUCAGUUCCUCUGUUCACUGCAGCAGCAACAGCAGCAGUAGCAAGAGUGGCAACAGGCACAGCAGCGGCAGCAAAAAGGGUACAGAGGAGGCACAAGAGUUGAUGCUACUGCUGCUGCAGCAAAAGCAACAGUUACUGUUGCAGCAACAGCACGAUGACGCCAACUUCCUAGGGUGUGCUGCUGCAGCAAUAUGCGGGGAUAUAACGGCGGAGGGGGGCCCCUUAGGGGCCCCCCUUGCCCCUUACAAGGAUCUGCAGCAACACUUGCUGCUGCUGCUGCUGCUGGCAGGUGCGGCAGACAGCACAGGGGCAGCAGCAGCAACAACAACUACAAGCACAGCAGUAACUCGGAAGCAGCGCGCGGCCCUACGUCGGCGGCUUUUGCUGCUCUAUCAACAGCAUCAGCAGCAGCAGCAACAGCAGCCGCAACAGCAGCAGCAACAGCAGCAGCUGCUGCAGAAAAGUCCCUCUAAAGAGGGGGCCCCCUCAACUGUUCCUCUCCCCUUUUCCUCAGAGUUACGGCUAACACUAAGACAAGACCCUCCUAGCGGCAAGGAUAAGACUCCCUAUGGGGGCCCCAUGUGGGGCCCCUCUAGACCCUCCCUGAAGGGUCCUUUUGGGGGGCCACUGUGGGGCCCCUCUGGAGGCUCCGUGAGAGGCCCUUUCGGGGGCCUUUCAGGGGGCCCCUCUUCUUUGGGGGCCCCCCUUGGAGACACAGGGGAGGAGAGUUCUUUAGAAGAUUUAUUUAAUCCCUUAGAUAAUGGUAUUCCUUUUGGGGGUAUUGAGGGAGAGGGGGGCCCCUGUUCCCAGGUGCAGUCCUGGGGGCCCCCUCCCUACACGGAUAGUCCUGCUGCUGCAGCAGAGACUGUAGCAGCACGGGCUCGGGAAGAGGCUACUCCCUACAGCAGCAGCAGCAGCAAAGAAAGCAGCAGCAGCAGCAGCAGCUGGUUGUUGGGAGGUGUGCAGACAAGACUGUCAGGGGACAGGGGGGAGGGGGCCCCCUUCGGUGCCUUAUCAAGGGGAUUCUUGGGGGGCCCCCAAGACGCUGGGGAGGGGCACCAUCAAUUAUCUCUAACGGAUACCUUCCGCGCGGCGCUGUGCAACAAGCAAGCGGUUGCAGCAGCUGCAGCAGCAGCGACUGCUGCUGCUGCUGGUGCAGCAGAAGAGGAGCGCAGUAGCUUAAGCGGAGCUCAUGGGGGGUAUGAUGCAGGUCGUAGGGGCCCCUGGGCCGUUCCUUCUCUGGGGGUGCCCCCAUACGAUGCUGCUGCAGCAACAGCAGCAGCAUCUGCUGGUGGAGAGCAGCAGCUACUGCGUCGCUUCACUGCCCUGUCUCUUAGAGGAGAAACGCGUAGUGGGGGGCCCCCCUUGACAGAAAGUCAGCAGCAGCAGCAGCAGCAGCAGCAGAAGCAAGAUCCCCUUCCCGACACCUCACCAAGGGGGCCCCCCCUUAAGAGCCUCCUAUCUAUACCGGAAAAUGUACUGCUGCGGCUUCAGGGGGGCCCACCACAGCAGGAAGGGGGCCCCUCUGCAGCAGGGGGUCUCUCUGUAGAAGGGGGGCCCCCUGAGUCCUUGCCUGCAGGCGUGUGGCUGUCAGCAACACGUCCUUACCGAUCAACAGAGGGGGCCCUUGCGCUGCAGCUGCCUGCAGCAGCAUCUGGUGCAGCAAGAGCAGCAGCAGCAAGUGUAGCAGAAGCAGCACUGGGAGGUACCCUUAUGGGUCUAACGCAGAGGUUGGAGACAGCAAGAGCUCUGCUGCAGCAAGGAGACAGACACCUCAAGGAGAGAGACACCUCAUCUGCUGCUGGGGGCCCCAGUACCCACCAGACUCACUUUCAUCUGCGGUGGCCCCAGGGGGGCCCCCCUUGGGGGCACCCCCACAGGGGGCCCCCUGAAUGGGGGCCCUCUAGGGUCAUAGGGGCCCAGAGCUCCAUGGAGGCGCAGCGUGCUGCCCCUCUGUGGAUCCGCUGCUGCUGCGCUGCUCUAUUAGGAGACCCUUCUCCCCUCUUCCCUCUUGCUGCUGUCUGCUGCUGCUGCGACAACAUGAGCAUCGAGCAGCAGCAGCAGCAACUGCCUAAUCCUGAGGUGUACGUACAGCCGCAAGAGGUACUCUUUGGAUCUGCCUGCAUCAGCUGCAGCUACAGCAGCACCACCACCAACAGCAGUGGCUGCCCUGCAAGGGAGAGGCCCUUUUUUGCUGCUGCAGAUAUGCGUUGCUGCUACGAGGUGCUUCUUGCUGCACACGGCCCAACAGCAGCAGCAGCAGCAGCAGCAGCAGGUGAAGGCUCAUGCAAAGUUUCGGGGCCCUGGCAAGAGGCCUUGCAGCAAAUUGCAGAGGUGGGGUCUCUCGUCUUGCGGCUAAAGGCAUUUGCCAACGAACUGCUCUUGCCUCCAUCUGUUGUCAUCUCCCGCAGCAGCAGGCAGCAGCAACCGCAGCAGCAGCAGCAGCAGCGCCAGCCCCUUUAUUAUGGCCUUACUCUUGCUGCAUUUGCUGGGGCUGUUAAGGAAGAGCUGCGUGCCUUUGAGCAAUAUUUAGUAGAUGAGGUCUUAGACUUCCCCUCCAGCAGCAGCAACAGCAGCAGCAGCAGCAGCAGCAGCAGCAGCAAGCGGGUGUUCUGGAGCUUCCCUCGAGGAACAGCACUUCUGUCACGACUAAUGAAUGCAUGCGCUACCCUGCAGCACCUGCGGCUGUCUACCCCUGAGCAGCAGCAGCAGCAACAGCAGCAGAAGCAGCAGCAGCAGGCUGCCGGUGGAGAGGCCGCCUUACCCCUCCGCCUACUAGAGGCCUCUGCCCCUGCCUUCCUGAAUACACUUUCUCGUUGUUGCUUUGCGGGCAAGAUGGAGGAUCUAUCCUCCGAGUUUUCUGCGCCGGUAGGGGGGCCCCAAGGGGGGCCCCCUCUACGGGGUGUACGCAUACCGGGUACCUCGGAGCGGCUGCUGCUGCUUCCUGAUCCUCUUCAUUUCUUGGGGCCCCUCAUUGUCUGCUGCACUGUGCUGCAGCAGCUGCUGCAGCAGUAUGACCGGGAUGCUGCCUUGGCGUCUCGCCUCUUUUUCCGGCAAUACAGCAGCAUUACCAGGAGCAGCAGCAACAGCAGCAGCAGCAACAGCAGCAGCAGCGAGGGUGUUGACGAAACACUUAAAGGAGACACUUUAGGGGCCCCUAAAAACCUUUUUGGUGUUCGUGGGGGGUUUGGGGUUGGUGGCUUUCGUGCUGCACUGCAGCAGCUGCAGCAGCCAACAACACCAGCUCUACAAGAUGCCUGCAGCAGCAGCAGCAGCAGCAGGGGCGACAGCAGCAGCAACAGCAACAACAGCUACAAGGAGGAGGCAGAUUUCUGCAACUUUACGACGAGUGUCACAGCCAUGUUGCUGCAGGAUGGAAACAGCAGCAAGAUUACUACUGCUGCUAGCAGCAGCAGUAGCAACUGCAGCAGCAGCAGCAGCAGCAGCAGCAGCAGCGACAGUUCGUUAGUUCUCGUGUUUGAUGCCAGCAGCAUUGCUGCAGCAGUUAAUAAUCAUGAUCAAUGCUUCCAAGCAGCAGCAAGCCGUCUGCAAGGGUUUGCUGCUGCUGGCGGAGACACAGCACUCCCUGCAGCUGCUGAACUGCAGCAAGAGCAGCAGCAGCAGCAGGAACAGCAAGAAGCAGCAGUGGAACAGCAGCAGCAAAAACAAGAACAACUCCAGCAGCAAGCCAAGCUGCAGCACGGCUUUCAAGAGCAGCAGCAGGAGCAAACUCAAUUAGCAUGCAGCCCCGCUGCAGCUGCUACUGCUGCUGCUGCUGCCGCCGCAGAUAUGGCGGUGGCCCCUGCAGGAGCAGCAGAAGCUACGGUGCCGCCAGAGGAUGUGGACAAGGGAGAGGGGCCCUCUGGGGGGGCCCUCGUGGAGGCCGUUGGGGGGCCCACCGGGGGCCCCCUAUACCCUGCCGCAAAGGGGGGAGGGCCCCUCUGGGGGGACCCCUGCAUGCAGACCCGAGCAGAAGUGCCUGGAGAGUGCUUUGGAGCCUCUUUAGUUGUGCUGCUGCAGCGACCGCUGCUGCUGCAGGGGGCCCUAUUUAAUGAGGCGCUGCUGCUGCUGCUGCAGCGAGACGGGAGUCUAGUGGGACUGCUGCAGCAAAUUAAACAGCAAAGGCUGUUGCAGCAUGUGGAGGUGCAGCAGCAACAACAGCACGGAUUAACAAAUCAAAAUACAACGGCACGAGCAGCAGCAGCAAGAGCUGCUGCAGCACCCGCAGCAGCUGCUGCUGCUGGUGGAUCCCUCUGCACCGACAUCGAGUUGCUGCUGCAGGGGGCCCUGGCGUCCCUUCCCAACAGCACAACAGCCCAGGAGCAGCAGCAGCAGCAGCAACAGCAGCAGCAGCAGCUGUUGCACUUUACCUGCAGCAUGCGUUCAGGUGUAGCUGCCGCAGCAGCAGCAGAAGCAGCAGAUGAAAUAGCAGCAGCAACAGCAGCAGCAGAGCUACUAGAUGCUGUGCAGAUCCUCCCUGAUGCCGCGCCUCCCCUACAAUUACUCCUUACCUCUCCUGUAAAAGAGAGGUACUCUUAUGUCUUUUGUUUUCUUCUUCGUCUUGAUGCUGCAUUGGGGGCAUUAAAUGAUUGUUGGAUGCUGCGGAGGAAGCAGCAGCGGCGUCAGCAGCAGCAGCAGCUGCAGCAGGAGCAGCAGGAGCAGCAGCAGCAGCAAUUUGCUGCUAGAUCUCUACAGCUGCAGCAGCGGCUGCUGCACUUCUUACGCGCUGUUCGUGACUUUGCCUUAACAGACGCAAUUGAGGCCCAAUGGAGGGUUUUUAAUGGUCAUGUAGCAGCAGCAACAGCAGCAGCAGCAGCAGCAGCAGCUACAGCAGCAAAAGGAGGUGCAGCAGCAGAUGCAGCAGCAGCAGCAGCAGCAAAGAGCAGCAACCUAAGCUUCUUUACUCUUGUUGAUGCACACAGCCGCUGUGUGGAGAGUAUAUACUCAAGGUCUUUGCUGCUGCGGCAGGAGCAGCAGCAGCAGCAACAGCAACAGCGAGAGGAAGAGGAGUUGGAAAUGUUGCACCAUGGUCUUGAUGGAAAACAGCAGCAGCAGCAACAACAACAACUCCAACAGCAGCAACUGCAGCAGCAGCAGCAGCAGCAGCAGCAGCAGCAGCAGAGUGUCGUGCGGGCGGAUCUCUCUCGUUGUUUCUCUCUUGCUGUUGCUGCCUUCUCUACACCAAUGGAUGCAACAGCACCAGCAGCAACAGCACCAACAGCAGCAGCAGCAGAAACAGCAGCAGCAACAACAGCAGCAGCAGCAGCAGCAGCAGCAGCAGCAGCAAAUGAAUUAGAGUGUCUAUACUUUGAUUACGAGCGCAGCAGCAAGGCCUUCUUACGGGCAUUGCUGCUGCUGCAGCCUCUUAAUAUUUUAUCUCCUUUAUUAUUACGUCUUACCUUUAAUGGUAUUAAUCAAUAA
Eimeria maxima is the source of this 5745-nucleotide messenger RNA. RefSeq lists its product as hypothetical. The record is from RefSeq and is a predicted model, not a curated record. Gene Ontology annotation, cellular component: SWI/SNF complex; nucleus. NCBI's taxonomy places the organism in Eukaryota, Apicomplexa, Conoidasida, Eucoccidiorida, Eimeriidae. The transcript is spliced from 8 exons. Gene Ontology annotation, biological process: regulation of transcription by RNA polymerase II. Gene Ontology annotation, molecular function: transcription coregulator activity; gamma-tubulin binding. The coding region runs from base 1 to 5745 and encodes 1914 amino acids.